UGCAGUUUUGUCAGAAUAAGAGAAAUGUCCCCUCUAGCUCUCCGUACCUUACGAAAGCGAAGGUUAAUUAGCUUGUGUGCUAACUUUGCAAGCUGGCUUGACGACAUUGAGGACAACUGCGACAACCUGCGCUUGCUGUCGCUUUUUAAAACAAAAGGAUCCUCAUCAUGGUGUCUGGAAAGCGCCUGGCUGACAUCGGCUAUCGGGCCUUUUCUGCCUCGAUGAUGCUGCUGACAGCAUACGGAGGCUACCUGUGCGCGAUGCGAGGAUACCGCUACAUGCAGAAGCAAAAACAGCUGAAAUUGGCAGCAGAAAACCAGGAUCCUGAAGUCAUCAAAGACUGAAGUCAGAUGGACUGCUGCUCUUUUUGCACAGAUGUGGACAUUUCUCAUUCUUUCUUUUUUAUUUUGUCCAUCGCUAAAUCAUGAAGAUAUUUAUUCUUCUCAGGAUGUUUGUGUGAUUUUCAUUGUGAUGGUAUUGUGCCUUCACAAGGAAGAUGUUUUGUUUAUAAAAACUUCAGAGCUAAUUAACCAAGAACAUAUUUGCAUCAAUGGCCUGAGUAAAAUCCAUGUUGUGAGUGGCACUGUUUCAGGAGUGAAGAUGGCUGUAAUUGUUUGUAUUAAAUGAAAUGCCUUUAACCACA
This is a messenger RNA of Siniperca chuatsi (mandarin fish), 643 nucleotides long. RefSeq names its product cytochrome c oxidase assembly protein COX14 homolog. Lineage: Eukaryota; Metazoa; Chordata; Actinopteri; Centrarchiformes; Sinipercidae. The transcript is spliced from 2 exons. The coding region runs from base 168 to 344 and encodes 58 amino acids. The record is from RefSeq and is a predicted model, not a curated record.